Molecule: messenger RNA, 2191 nt
Organism: Empidonax traillii (willow flycatcher)
Lineage: Eukaryota; Metazoa; Chordata; Aves; Passeriformes; Tyrannidae
Gene: TMOD1
Product: tropomodulin 1
Exons: 10
Coding region: 104-1183 (359 amino acids)
Biological process (GO): myofibril assembly; pointed-end actin filament capping; muscle contraction
Cellular component (GO): striated muscle thin filament; myofibril
Molecular function (GO): tropomyosin binding
Source: RefSeq, a predicted model, not a curated record
AGGACGCUCCGCCCGGGCUCGGCUCGGCUCGGCUCGGCUCGGCUCUGCUCGGCUUACAGGUUCUGUUUCAGCAUAAAAGUGAGAUCCACGAGACUCCUCCAAGAUGUCCUACAGAAAGGAGCUAGAAAAGUACCGAGACCUGGAUGAAGACAAGAUCCUUGGAGCUCUGACAGAGGAGGAGCUCAGGAAGUUAGAGAAUGAACUGGAAGAGCUGGAUCCUGAUAACGCCUUGCUGCCGGCAGGGUUGCGGCAGCGGGAUCAGACGCAAAAGCCACCAACUGGCCCCUUCAAAAGGGAGGAACUCAUGGCCCACCUAGAAAAGCAAGCAAAGGACAUUAAAGACAGAGAAGACUUGGUUCCUUUCACGGGUGAAAAGAGAGGAAAAGCUUGGAUCCCCAAGCAGAAGCCAAUGGAUCCUGUUUUGGAAAGUGUGACUCUGGAGCCGGAACUGGAGGAAGCCCUUGCUAAUGCCUCUGAUGCAGAGCUCUGUGACAUUGCUGCCAUCCUUGGCAUGCACACCUUGAUGAGUAACCAGCAGUACUAUGAGGCACUGGGGAGCAGCACCAUCGUGAACAAAGAGGGGCUCAACAGUGUGAUUAAGCCCACACAGUACAAACCAGUUCCUGAUGAGGAACCAAACUCAACAGACGUGGAGGAAACUCUGAAACGAAUACAAAGCAAUGACCCUGAUCUUGAGGAAGUCAACCUUAACAAUAUUAUGAAUAUUCCCAUCCCGACUUUAAAGGCUUUUGCGGAAGCGCUCAAGAACAACACGUAUGUGAAGAAGUUCAGUAUAGUUGGGACACGGAGCAACGAUCCUGUUGCUUUUGCCCUGGCAGAAAUGCUGAAGGUCAACAACACGCUGAAGAGCCUGAACGUGGAAUCAAACUUCAUCUCUGGGUCAGGGAUCCUUGCUAUUGUUGAGGUGCUCCAGGGCAACACAUCGCUGGUAGAGCUGCGCAUCGACAACCAGAGCCAGCCCUUGGGCAACAAAGUAGAAAUGGAAAUCGCAAAUAUGUUGGAAAAAAACACCUCCCUACUGAAGUUUGGGUACCAUUUCACUCAGCAAGGUCCCCGGCUUCGUGCCUCCAACGCUAUGAUGAAUAACAACGACCUAGUGAGGAAGAGAAGACUUGCAGAGUUGAAUGGGCCUAUUUUUCCCAAGUGCAGAACUGGAGUGUAGUGCCUGGCUAUGGAGGUCAUUCCCGGUGAUCUGUGCUGCACUGUGGAAAUCUAAAGGCAAUAAGUGCCUUGACAGAGUAUUUGUGGUGCCUCGGUUCUGUUUUAUGCACUAACAGUUUAAAUUAACUAGUGGCUAUAGUUUUUAUGAAGAUUUUAUCCAGUAGGACUGGUGAUGUUUUCUGUAGAGUUGGAAACUAUUCAAGCCAAUAACAACCUGUCAGUUUUAUGCAAUCUCAGUUUAGAGCACAUCCCAGUGUAAAAGUGACUUUAAUUACCCUGGGACUUAAUUUUAUAUAAACUUCCUGCACGGUGUUUCAUAAAGUUAGGAUGUGGUAUGCAUGAGUGAAAGAUACAAUUGUUUCACACAAAUUAUAGAAGUAUUAAAAAAAUACUUUAUUUUUUUCCAAGUUGAUCUCAAGUAACUAUAGAGGAGCAACUGUUUAACAAGCACUUCUACUGUCUGGAAACAUGGCUAAUUUCAAGAAUUGUGAGCUACCAUUUUUUACCGACAUUUGCUGAAUCAUUUAAUUGGAGAUGCUGCUUCAAAUGCAUCCCCGUGUUUCUUAGUAAAAAACCUGAACUCCACCCCUGGCAUAAAUGGAACUUAAGGCCACCAAUUAUAAAACAGAGUCUCAAAAAUCAAGUGGUUCAGGAUGGGGUCAAUAUCCUUCAAUGCACAUCUGAAGAAAACAGUUACUUUUAGAGAAGUGAUACAAAUUCUAACCCCAAAGAGAUGGCCAAACUAAUCAGCAAAUGAGAGCCUUCUCUUUUAAUUCCCACUCCUUUCAGCUUCUUUAUGUUAAAAGCAUUUGUCCAGAUAUUCGCUGGAAACAAGUCAAAUUCUCUCUUUGCUGUUUUGUCUAGAUGACCAUGACCACUAAUUAAAUUCUGUUCUGCUAGGAAUUGUUUCUUUUUACUGCUGUCCCUUACGUCCACAUAAAUGCAAGAAUAAAUGUUGUGCCCUAGAAAGGCUGUGAAGUGAAAUACCCACAACUCUGAACUUGCACUG